Molecule: messenger RNA, 534 nt
Organism: Drosophila suzukii
Lineage: Eukaryota; Metazoa; Arthropoda; Insecta; Diptera; Drosophilidae
Source: RefSeq, a predicted model, not a curated record
AUGUUCUACAUAUGGAUGACCAUACGGAUCAUUUUGUUACUCGUCCACCUGAUCCAUUAUACCGAAGCCAGGAGACGUAUACGAUGGGAUUGUUUUGACUGUCAGAUGGAGCCUCAGUAUGCUGAUCAGAUUAAGUGCCAGGUUGGAGGCAUCAGACGCUCCCUUUUAAAUGUGGAGCUAAAAUUGCUUACGGAAAUUGACCAAAUUAAGACUUAUGUCAAAAUAUCGACUAAAUCUAAGCCAAGUGAUAAUUAUCGAAAGUUCUUUGAUAUUACUUUUGAUGGGUGCAAAGUAAUAUCCGACAUGACUCAAGGAACCAUGGUAUCGAAGAUGUAUAAUGCAGUCAUCAAAUCGAGCAAUCAACCCCGAAAGUGUCCCGUAAAAGAGGGCUUAGUCUACUAUCAUGACAUAAGUAUCGAAGAGGUCUUACCUAUGUUUGUGCCCACCACCCAGCUGUUUAUCCAAGUGGACUUCUUCUCUCGGCGGCAGUCGUACUUGAACAUAAGCUUGAAAGGGGAAAUUACUGCAAAAUAA